Molecule: messenger RNA, 1642 nt
Organism: Owenia fusiformis
Lineage: Eukaryota; Metazoa; Annelida; Polychaeta; Sabellida; Oweniidae
Source: the annotation of a GenBank genome assembly
GCCUAGGUAGAUUAAACCACCUUAAUUGUAUAUUCAUGAAUCUGCCAGCAAAGUGAUUAUCUUUCAUAUAUUUUAUACAUUAAUUCACUGUCUAGGUGAUUCCACUACGAUCACAAACUGUAUCUCCAAUAACUGUCUCAUUAUGCAUGCAUUGAGGAAUCAUUGUACUGUUUAAAUAUCUGCUCCAUUUUAAUCUUCACAGUAAACAGAUGCAUAGCACUAGUUGAAGGAUAAUACAUGUAUGUACAGUACUGAAUUAAAGUGCCUCUAAUAGUGGAUUUCUGAAAUACAGGGUAUGGACGGAAUACUUAAACAAGUGUUCCUUCUGUUGCUGGGACUAACCAUAUUAGUUUUUAGCUAUAUUUGGAUAUGGGGUGGUCAAACUUUGAAAAUGAACCCCAGUUAUACCAUCCCAUUUAGCCAAAUUGGCAAACCAAAGACUUGGAAUCAGUUUGGAUCAGUUAAGGAUAUUGAAGAUCCCCCAGUACAUCAGUAUCAGGGAAAGUGUGCGAAAGAGAGUUCUGAGUUAUCUCAGCUGUCAUUCAAACUGUUUCAGACGAUUGAAGCAAUAAUGAACCCAGCGGACUGUUCGAAAGCGAAAUAUCUAUUGUGCGAAUGGCCUUAUAAGGAAUGGGGCCUUGGAUCAAUGAUGCACCAAAUAAGUUAUUGUUUCUCUGUUGCCUUAGCAACCAAGAGAGUGUUGUUGAUAAAAGCGAAGUUGAAGUUCAUUCCUCAUAGUUGGGACUAUUACUUGUUGCAACCUAGUACUAAAUGCUGGGAUUUUCAAUACACAAACUAUACAUUAUGGUCUCACUUAGAGAAUAUUGAGAAGAGUAAUGUUCAAGUCGUGCAGAUAUUACUGAGGAAAGGUGCAGCGCCUGAAAAUGAAACGUGGCCCAUGCCACUUCCUGAAAACUUAAUGAAAAGUAGUGCAUUAUGGUACAAACUCACCCAACUUCACCAAUCACCUGCUUUGUGGGUGAUUGGGCAAUUGAUGGGAUACCUCAUCCAGCCUUCCCAAUCCUUCUCUCAACAGCUAGAGGAUCUCAAACUGGCGAUAGGCUUCGUACAUCCAAUAAUUGGAGUCCACAUACGGCGCGGUGACAAGAUCAGACAAGUCAAACCAACUCCCACUUACAAAUACAUUGAACGCAUUGAAGCAUACAUUAACCAAUUAGGUUACAGGAUUUCUAACGAUAAAGUGCCAUCUAUAUUCAUCGCAUCAGACGACAGAACGCUGAUUGGUCAGAUCAAAGAAAACUACACGCAGUAUAACUUUGUUUAUGUGCCCCCUAAUUUUCCCGAAACACCCAUAGAUUUCAUAUUGUUCGAUAUUCUGCUUCUGAAGGAAUGUGAUUAUUUCAUUGGAACAUUUACAUCUAAUAUUGGUCGUCUUGUAUACGAGCUACAACAGAGUAUGUAUUCAGAUACAAGUUGCCUGGCAGAAUCAGUAGAUUACAACUACAUGACAGCCUAUUGUUGCGGCAUAAGUCAUAAUCAGCAGAUGAUGGGAUACUUUAAAUCGAAUUGUUCUACCAGGCAACAAUACGAUAUAGUCAAAGCAUGCAAUAAAGUGUCAGUGUUCCAUCCUUGAACAUUUUUAAUGAAAAAAUAAAAUAUCACCCAACUCAACUGAAUUGAU